Molecule: messenger RNA, 816 nt
Organism: Eimeria tenella
Lineage: Eukaryota; Apicomplexa; Conoidasida; Eucoccidiorida; Eimeriidae
Product: SAG family member
Exons: 5
Coding region: 1-816 (271 amino acids)
Source: RefSeq, a predicted model, not a curated record
AUGACUUACGUAGGGCUGUUGGCAUGUUAUGCUGGCCUUCUCGCGAGCGCCGCCGCACCACACUUCUCAUCGGCGAUUUCCCUUCGCGCUGGCACAGCGACAUCUCAGAAAAGCAGUCUCCGCACAAAUUUAUUUGCAUCCGGUCAAGAUUUGCUGCGGACGACGACGGCGCCCACAGCCAAUGAGAAAACUCAAGACUGCCUGGAGAUCAUAAACACGCUACGGAAGGAAAAUCUACAGGACCUCUUGGGAACCCUCACCAAGGCAGAGGAAAGUGACGUGACUGCAAGCCUGAAGAAGAUCAAAAUCGAGGGCUCAGAUGAACUUAGUACCGCGAAAAUUGCAGCAAAGCUUGCGGGCAGCGAUGCCCAAAACUGUGAAUCGGGCGAGAGCGCGAAUGCGAAGACGUAUCCCGGACUCGUAAUUCCAUUCCCGCAUACCACAGAUUUCGACUGCAACACUUUGAUCCAGGCAACUUACACAGCCGGACUCGAUCACCUCAAACAAUCGAACUUCGAGCCAUCGACAGGAACAUAUGAUGUUGACAAAACUCCAUUUAAUAACGUAGACGCCAGCAAUGUGGCGUUUCUCCUGUCGGCGAAAAGCACAAAGGUCUCAUGUGCCGCCACAGAAGACUGCGCUGGUGGCCACGACGUUUUAUUCUGCUACUUCAUCGAUCCACUUCAAAGUGGAGAUCAAGCUUUCACAACUGAGCUCUACAAUGCCCUCUGGGGAUUGGAAGCAGGCGCAGCGUCCAUCUCCGUUCCCAGCGUCGCCACCAUUCUUUUGGUCCUCGCUCUGGGGAUUUGGAAUUGA